Messenger RNA from Phialemonium atrogriseum, 2208 nucleotides. RefSeq lists its product as uncharacterized. The record is from RefSeq and is a predicted model, not a curated record. Bases 237 to 1829 code for a protein of 530 amino acids. The transcript has 4 exons. NCBI's taxonomy places the organism in Eukaryota, Fungi, Ascomycota, Sordariomycetes, Cephalothecales, Cephalothecaceae.
UGCAAGACCGUCUGUAAACCUGAACCUGGGUAUAUAAACGAAUGAGAGCUCGAGAUGAAGACAUUGGCUACGGUCACAAUCUGCCUAUUAACUUGCCAGGGCUGCAGCUCCCUUGCACCUGCAACCAUGCCGCGCCGCAGUACAAGAGGCAUCGAUUCCCCUCCAACCCCAGAAGAUUAUAGGUUUGAAAUGAUACCGUUACAACACCAUGUGCCAAUCUUGAGUUAAUUUAGACGAUGGCAGGACGCAGCAGUGAUGACACCGUGUCUCCCAUGCCGCCGAUCUCGCCCGGUGGCGUCUUGAUGGUUGCCUUUGUUGCUCCGAAGAGCUAUGCGGCCACAUCGUAUCCUCACCCGAUCAAAGAGGCGAAGGCGGCUAACCCUGACGAAACCCGAGACAUUGCUCUGAGCAAGAACAUCCCAUCGAGCCUCUUGAAAUGCAUCGAAAGCUUGAAAGGCCACGAACAGCUGUCCAAAAACCCAAGCACUACGAGAUACUACACGCUCAAGCCAGGGUGCUUCUUUAUGCACAUCACCUGCUGGCGUCCAAAGCCCCCCGAGGAGGGUGACUACGACUAUGUUCCCUUCGAGGAGACCAAGGAGGCGCUCUGGCUCGCGUAUUCCUGGACAGACCGAGCCAGUCACCAAUGGCUCCCUGACAAGAAUCCCACCUUUCCUCAGAACAGCCACCCCACGCUGGGAAAAUACCUGAGAGAUAUCCAUACCGGCGCACCUCGGGGGGGAAAUCCGAGCCAUUUUGCGAUAGGAGACACAUCCGAGUCGUUCUUCAUUCGGUUAUCCGACGAUGACAGGAAUUGGCACUACCGUUAUCACGGGCUGCCGGAGGAUUGUGACCUUGCGAUCCAAAAGUCCAUGGCCGCGUCACGACUGUACAAGGACCCUAAGGAUCGAUGCCCACACAACCUGCAACACUGGACUUUUGGUCGUCUCCGGGCAGUCACGCUUGGACAGGGCGGAGGCUGGAUAUUAUACAGAGAAGAGCAGUCUGAAGUCCUAUUCGGCGGCAGGCAUCUUCCGCCUCGACUGAAGAAGGCACUUGAGGACGGACAGACACGGGGACUGGUGAUUAAUCAAGCCGUCUUGAAUCCGCAUCACGCAAGGGAGUACGUGCUAGCGUACAACGACGGGUCUGUGUAUUACGCUUUCCACGAGAGCUUCCAGAAGGACUUCGAUAGAAUCGGCCUGGAGUGGUGUGGCGACAAGAUUGACUACAAACCCCACGCGGAUCUACUCACAGAUAAGGACUAUCCCCAUGUCUUGAUAUCCGACGAGCCCGAGCCGGAAAGAGCACCGGCGCCCCGUCCCGCACAACAACGCGAACCAUACCGAUCGGCCCGGCAAAACCCACGCCCGCGGACGCCUCCGACCGUGAUGAACAGCCGUCAAACAGCCCCAAAUCAUGAUCUACAUGACCCCGGACACGCAAGGUCCAACAGCGAAUACAGUCUGCCAGUGAGAGGACCACCCCUGCCAGGCUAUGGCCCGACAUAUGCACCGGCAUACGGGCAGACAUGGGGCCCGGCGUACGGCCCGGCAUGGGGACCACCGGCCAUGUACGGCCCACCGCCGGGGCCACCGCAACCCGCACCAGCAACGUUCCUCUAUGAUCCUUAUACCGGCCAGCAGCUGUACUCGGAGAUGGGCGACCAAGGGAGCGACUCAGAGUUGAGGCCGCAGCCGCCAAGAAACCAAGCCCAGACGAGGCACAGUUCAGUCACCCACAAUUCACGCCGGCAAGAGGGCCCGCCUCCUCCGCAGGGAGGAUCCAGGUCGAGGUGGCGGCCGUGGGGCCAUAGAGAUGAGUCAUAGUGAGUGAGAGCAAGGAGGAGGAGUAUAUGCACGGCACUUGCAUGUGGCUGGAUAUAGAUAGCGUAACCGACUGGUGGGGAUUCCCAUUAGGGAUACGGGAUCGGAUUUCCUACCUAUAACUUUAUGUGGAGGUAGACACAGCAGUGCGCCUUGUAACUACGAGCACUUGCACUUCCCACGCCGGCCAUUACUCGUGUGCUAUCAUUAACUCUGCGCUUUGCAUUGUAAUUGCAUCCAGCAUCUAACCUGGCGUCGGUGAUGAGCGGCAUGGUUACUCUUGAUGGCUGCUUCGUGAUGCAUUGGAAGCCGGGAGUGCCCAUUCUGUGGUGUUUUUAAAACGCUGGGCAGGUUACAUUGGAAGUCAACUUGGCGCGCCGUC